AUGUCUGCGUCAACUUUAAAAUCACACAGCUCAAAACCUACACUCUCAAAUCAUCCCCUGAUUAUAAAAAUGCUGCUCUCCACAGAACUGGAAUAUGCAAGUUACGGGAAAAACUGCAGUUCGGAAUACUCGCCUCAUCUUGAAAAUUUCAAAUAUCUGAUUCAAUUUUUCUAUUUAUUCUGUACAUUAUGUCUUCUGAUCUACUUUAUGAUAGUACUACACAUACAACAUAAGGAAAUCUAUCGGAAUAAUAUGUCUUUUUGGAUUUUUUCCGCCGAUUCUUUUGUGACAAUAAUCCAAAUCCUCCUGGACAUUAGUGCUGUUCGUCUAUUCCUCUACGUCCCUCAACUAUGUCCAACAUUUUCGAAAAUCUUCAUAAACUACAAAUGUCUUAAUCAUAUAAUUUUCCCAAUUUACAAUUACUGCCGAGUUUUCAAAACUGUCUCUCAAUCUGCACAUAUUCUAGUCAGAUACUCUUGUGUCACUAAUAUAUUGACUCAUGAGCAGAAAACGUCAAAAAAGAUUCCAUUGGUUAUGGGGAUAAUUGGGUUUUUGCCAAUUUUGGUGAUUUGGAACACUGUUAUUUCGGAAAAAGAGGUGGUUUUCUGGUACGGUGGAUUCUUUACAGUGUAUCAUCGAUAUGUGCAAUGGGCUAGUCUAUCCUUCCUCCAUCUUAUUUUUCUACUUGUGGCGAUUUCCAUUAUUCUCCUCACAUCACUUCUGAUCUACCGAGAAUUGGAUGAACAUCAAUUGAUGAAUAGUAUUCAAAAAUCCCUAAUUAUUAAUACUGGAUUUGUGACAUUUGCACUGAUGCUUCAAGCAAUCUUCCAGAGCUAUUAUGCUCUAUUCAGACACUAUUCCUGGUUUCCAAUGUAUUUCAUUGAUUUCCAGUUUUUGAUUUACGAUGUGAUGACUGUUGGAUGUCCAAUUAUGAUGCUCAUAUUCGCACAAAAUUUCCGAGCCCAUACCAUGUUUGGACCACGUUCAAAAGCCACAAACGCUUCUCAACACUAUCCGUUUCAGCCAUUUUCAGAGGCGAUCAGAAAGAAAACGGAUGAUCCGCCAAGACCAUGCAAUGCGCUGAUUUUCAGCGGAAUUCCUGAAUAA
Caenorhabditis briggsae is the source of this 1107-nucleotide messenger RNA. It is a transcript of the gene Cbr-srg-7, whose product is annotated as Protein CBR-SRG-7. Gene Ontology annotation, cellular component: membrane. The record is from RefSeq and is a predicted model, not a curated record. Lineage: Eukaryota; Metazoa; Nematoda; Chromadorea; Rhabditida; Rhabditidae. The transcript has 6 exons. Bases 1 to 1107 code for a protein of 368 amino acids. Gene Ontology annotation, molecular function: transmembrane signaling receptor activity. Gene Ontology annotation, biological process: sensory perception of chemical stimulus.